Messenger RNA from Erinaceus europaeus (western European hedgehog), 1506 nucleotides. It is a transcript of the gene CDC34, whose product is annotated as cell division cycle 34, ubiqiutin conjugating enzyme. Gene Ontology annotation, molecular function: ubiquitin conjugating enzyme activity. The transcript is spliced from 5 exons. Lineage: Eukaryota; Metazoa; Chordata; Mammalia; Eulipotyphla; Erinaceidae. The record is from RefSeq and is a predicted model, not a curated record. The coding region runs from base 573 to 1277 and encodes 234 amino acids. Gene Ontology annotation, biological process: protein polyubiquitination; ubiquitin-dependent protein catabolic process.
CCCUGCCUGCGGACGCAAGACCUUUUGGAGCCCCACCUGCCUCGCCGCCAGCAGGAGGGGAAACUGAGGCGAGACGCCCCACCCACGCCGCCGACGUCACAAAAAAGGGCCGGGAGCCGGCGGGCGGCGCCGCGCAGCCCAGGGCGUCCCGCACACAGGCGUCGGCGGAGCUCGUCCGAGCGGGACGGCCGCGGCCUCCCGGGCGGAAGCUCAAGGCGCCUGCGCGCACGGCCCUCGCUGCCUCCUCCGGGCGGAAGCGCAGGGCGCCUGCGCGCUCGGCUCUCUCCGGGAAGCGCGGGGCGCCUGCGCAAUCGCUCUCGUUGGCCUCCGGGGAAACGCAGUGCGCCUGCGCGCUCGUAGGCCCGGGGCGAGGCUGCCUCCCAGCGGGCGCGCAGGCGCACUGUGCGGCGGACGGCGCCGGGCGGGUGGAGCGCGCGGGGGCCUCGGGUGGCGGUGGCGGCGGCGGCGGCGGCGGCGGCGGCGGCGCAGAGGAGGAAGGGGGCCCCUCGGCCCCGGCCCCGCGCCCCGGCCCGUCCCGCGCCCCCACGGCGCCCCCCGGGCCCGCCGCCGCCAUGGCCCGGCCGCCGGUGGCCAGCUCGCAGAAGGCGCUGCUGCUGGAGCUGAAGGGGCUGCAGGAGGAGCCGGUGGAGGGUUUCCGGGUCACGUUGGUGGACGAGGGCGACCUCUACAAUUGGGAGGUGGCCAUCUUCGGGCCGCCCAACACCUACUACGAGGGCGGCUACUUCAAGGCACGCCUCAAGUUCCCCAUCGACUACCCCUACUCCCCCCCGGCCUUCCGCUUCCUCACCAAGAUGUGGCACCCCAACAUCUACGAGACAGGGGACGUCUGCAUCUCCAUCCUGCACCCCCCGGUCGAUGACCCCCAGAGCGGGGAGCUGCCCUCGGAGCGGUGGAACCCCACCCAGAACGUCAGGACCAUCCUCCUGAGCGUCAUCUCCCUCCUCAACGAGCCCAACACCUUCUCCCCGGCCAACGUGGACGCCUCCGUCAUGUACCGCAAGUGGAAGGAGAGCCAGGGCCGCGACCAGGAGUACACCGACAUCAUCCGGAAGCAGGUGCUGGGGACCAAGGUGGAUGCGGAGAGGGAUGGCGUGAAGGUGCCCACCACGCUGGCCGAGUACUGCGUGCAGACCAAGGCCCCGGCCGUGGACGAGGCGGCAGACCUCUUCUAUGACGACUACUACGAGGACGCGGACGCCGAGGCCAGCAGCUGCUUCGGGGACGAGGAUGACGAGUCUGGCCCCGAGGAGCCCUGAGUCCCAAUAAACAGAUUUUACCUUGCCAGCCGCUCUGCCCGCCCUGCCCCGUGGGCCCCGCCCAGCCCCGCUACCUCAGGCCCCUAGGUGGCCCCUGCCCUGCGAGCCCCAGACGACCUCGGGUGCCCCUGGCCCGGCUCCCGCAGGGGACGGAGCUAUGGCUGGGCAGAUAGCGCACCCCGUGUCUGCCGCCCCGUGUCUGAACCUAAUAAAGGGCUCGAGGGAGCAA